CAGGUAACAGAGUGGGUGUGAGAGCAGUAAAAGCGACUGUCACAGGUAAUGAGGCCAUUACUGCUCUCGCCGUGACCGUGAGAGGAAGGUUUGUCAGCGGGACGGUAACCGUGGACACAACACCAGCGGCGCGAGCGGAACUACUCAGAGCUCACCUGUCCUCCUGCUCGUUGCUACCGGGGGUGACCUGCCACCAUGAUGAAGAAGAAGAGCACCAGUACCAGCUCAGAUCUGGCCGUCCUCAUUGAGAAACUGCAGAAGAAUGGAGAUAAAGUGGAGAAGAACAUCUAUGAUUCUGAACAGAACCUCAACAAGGAUGUGAGUAAGAUUAACGAGGGGAAGCAGCCUCUGUAUCAGGAAGACACCAGCAAGAGAAUCCAAAACUCUUUGGAACUACUGAAGAUCCUGGAUGAGGAUGCGGCUAAUGCCAAGCGCCUCCAGCACCCUCAGGCAGAGAUGAUUGCACAAGACAUGAUUCAGCUGCGUGAGAGAGUGAUGAAGCUGAAGGAGGAUCACGAGCGCAUCUACCGUCUGAGCCGCUCCGAAGGGAUGCCCAGCGUCAACUGGGGCAAUAUCAUAGAUGAGAAACUGGACAACCUGAACAAUAAGGGCUUUGGCCAGGAUCUGCCCACUGUGGAGACCGAGGUUGAGGAGCACAACAUCUUCCACAGUGAGGUGGAGGCUCUGGCUCCUCACAUUGCUGCUGGUGGAGACAAGGAGUACAUCAACAGCCUCCAAACAAGCUACAAAAAACUGCUGGCCAGCUCCACAGCUCGCCAGAAACACCUGCUGACCCUCAGGGACUACAUGCAGCGCUGCACCAACGAGCUGUACUGGAUGGACCAGCAGGCGGAGGAGAGGUCCAAUUACGACUGGAGCGACAUCAACCUGGACUACCCCGCCCGCCAGAGACAGUAUGAGAACUUUAUCAGUAAGUGUCUGGAGUCCAAGGAGGCCACCAUCACCAAGCUGAACGAUGAUGGACAGAAUCUGAUCGCUUCAGGCCACCCGGGGAAGAUGGUGAUCGAGGCUCAUAUGGAUGCUGUCCACGCUGACUGGAAGGAGUACCUGAAUCUGCUUAUCUGUGAAGAAAACCACCUCAAACACAUGGAUGAGUACCACAAGUAUCACAAGGAGGCCCGCGACACUCAGGAUCUGCUGAAGCGACUGGACACGGAGGUGACACAAAAGUACAACCCGGAGUUCAAAGAUGUUUACCAGAUGGACAGCCUGAUUGCAGAGCUGGAUGACCAGGCCAAAGCUAUGGAUCACUUUGAUGAGCGGGUCAAGGCUCUUCAGAAGCGCAGCCUUCAAGUGUUGCCCCUGAAGUACCGCCGGGAAACGCCACAGAAGCUGCUGCCGAUCGAAGCUCUGUGCGAGUUCGAGUCUGAUGAGGGCCCGAUUUUGCGUGGUGAGCAGUACACUCUUCUCCGGAAUAACGGGUCCAAAUGGGACGUGAAGGAUGCAGCAGGACGUAAACACACGGCUCCAGCCAUCUGCUUCAUGAUCCCGCCUACCGACCCGGAGGCAGUGGCCAUCUCUGACAACUUGGCCAGCCAACAAAAGGCUCUGAAACAGAGGAUGGCAGCCAGCAAGGCAACGCUGCAGAAACGGUGUGACGCGCUGAAGAUGGAAGGUGGUGCUAGCUCACCUACAGACAAGCAGGAGCAGCAGUGCCGCCAGCAGAUGGCAGGUCUGGACAAGGUCAUAAGUGACCUGGACAAACAGGAAAAAGCCAUUUAUGCUCGAGUGCGCCCUCCACUGGAGCAGAACCGGCCACUGCAGGACAGCGCUGACCGGCUGCAGGACAUGAAGGACAUCGCAGUAGCUGUCAGUAAGAUUCAACCAGAGAAGUCUUCUAAAGUGGAGGAGGCCAAGAAGUUCUUGGUGUCCAACCCGAGCUGUGCCAGUGCCUCUCAGCUAAACAGCAAGGUGGACGAGGCCAAUAAGAAGUACACCAGGGUCGAACAGCUUCUUCAGGCCUCGCAGGAGAAACUAAAGAACUCCAACCAGCUGGAGACUUCUCUCCAGAAUGGAAAGACGUUCCUGUCCACCUAUGAGAACAAGCUGGCCAGGGAGGAGGUGGCUCCAGCUGACCUCAUUUCCCUGGAGAAAACCCAGCGUGAACUUGCAGAUAUGGGUUCAGACCUGAGGUCACAGAAGUCUGUGAUAGCAGAGACAGAACAGAACCUGCGUGUGGCCAAGGGCAGCUGUGACAACAUGGCCAUCAAAUUUCAGGAGCACUGUCCUGAUAUUGAAAGGCAGGAAGCUGAUGUUCAGAAGCUCAACAAGCGCUACAACAACCUGACCAGGCAGAUCGACGCCAGAUCUCAAAACCUCCAGAGAGCCAAAAUGGCCUACAAGAACUACCGCAAUGAUUAUGACAACCUUAACAGCUGGCUGUCUCGUGUGCCAAAUUAUGAGCCCCGAGAAACCGAUGACAUGAGACAGGUGGAGACCAAGCUGAAGAACCAGAGGAACCUGCUCUCUGACAUCGCAAGGAAGGAGUCUGACUUAAACAACGUGUCUAAGAAUGCUCAGCUCUACCAGCAAGCAGUCAAAGACUACGAAAAUGAAACAGAGAAGUUUAGGUCUAUCCUGGACCUGGAGGAUGGACUCGUACCUCAGACCUACAAGAGGAGCAGACUGGAGUCACCAGCACUGGCAGUCAAAGCAGAGGAAGCUGCUAUUGAGGCAAAGUUUACGGAGGUGAAUGCCGUGAACAAGCAAAGACUGCAGAAUCUGGAAUUCGCCCAAAGUCUUCUCAGCCAGCAACCUGAGAUCCCAGUUCUCCAGUCCACCAGUGUGAAGUCAGUCCAUGCUGCAGCCCCUGGAGAGGAGCCAUGGAGACUCAAAAAGCAACUGGAUGAUGAGAUCCAGAGGAGGGAACAGCUGGAAAAAGAAAUUCAGACCAUUCAGACUGAGAUUUACGUCCUGGAGGGACAAAAGCCCCAGGACACUAUUCUCAAAAAGGAGCUCAUUAAAAAGGUCCCAGACCCUCAGCUGGAUGAGGACGUGCACAAGAUUCAGCAGAGGCUUUCAGAGGAGCGCCGCACUACCCUGGUACUGGAGAACGACAUGGAGGUUCUCAGGAUUAAACUGAGAGGCCUUGAGACGGAGAUGAAAGAAGGAGCACAGCAGUAUACAGUCAAGGAGGUGCUGCGUAUAGAAAGAGACCGGGGUCAGGAAGAAGAAAUUCGAAAACUUCGGGAUGAGCUGGAGGAGCUAAAAAGGCAGAAGAUGCUAAAAGACAACGAGCUUAUUCAGAUACAAAAGCAUGUGACUCUCCUGGCUGAGGAGAAGAACAAGGAGCAGGAGGUCAUCACCGAAGAGGAGGUGAUCAAAGUCCAGAAUGACCCUCAGCUUGAAUCAGAGUACCGAGUUCUUCUUGACAGGAAACAGAAAGAAACAGACAACAGGAAGCAGUUGGAAGAUGAGCUGCAGUUUCUUCAGGAGAAGCUCAAACGGCUGGAGAAGGAGAAAUCAAUGGCUGAGGAGAAAAUUUCCAUCAAGGAGGUGCUGAAGGUAGAGAAAGAUGUUACCUUUGAACGAGAAGUGGAAAACCUCAGGAGGCAGUUUGAAGAUGAGAAGGCUAAACGGAGAUCCUCCCAGCGGGAGAAAGCUGACCUCCAGAGAAAAAUCCAGAGCCUAGAGGAAGAGAAGUCCAAGGUUUUGAUUCAGGAAAAAGUGCGUGAGAUUGUCCGACCUGACCCCAAGGCUGAGAAUGAGGUGGCCAAUCUACGACUUGAGCUUGUAGAGCAACAGAGGCGCACCAGAGAUGCAGAGCUCCAGCUGAGAUCUCUGCAGGAUGAGCUGACCAUGCUGAAGAACAGGGGACCUCAAGUGGAAGUCAAAGAAACCAUCAAAGAAGUGAUCAAGUACAAGACAGAUCCACAAACAGAAAGAGAGCUGGAGAGACUUCGCAAUGAAAUAGUUGAUAAAACCCACCAGACUGAGAAGUUUGAGAUGGAAAUUCGUCAGCUUCGCAUUGAGAUUGACCGGUGGAGGGAGACCAAACCCCAAGUUCAGACCAAAGAGGUAGUCAACGAAGUGGUGCAGUACAGAGAAGAUCCCAAGACUAAGGAAGAGAUCGAGACUCUGAAAAGAAAGCUGGCUGAUGAGCAGAAGAAACGUCUUGAUCUUGAGGGAGAUCGCUCCAUCCAGGAGGAGAAGAUCAGACUGAAGAAGAUUGAUCUAUCUCAGGUUCGGGAGAAGAUCGUUCAGCAAGAGGUGGUCAAGAUGGAAGAAGAUCCUGUCCUCAAGUCAGAGUGCGAAACAUUUGUACAAAACAUCAGCAAUGAGCAAAAACAGAAGGAUAAUCUGAAGGCUGAACUCCAACAACUGCAGAGGCAGAUCGCUGACCUGGACCUGCAACUGGAGGAACUGGAGCGGGAGCGCAGGGCAAGGCGAGAUGCAGAACUGGAGAUCCAAAGGCUUCGCGUCAGACUCAAUGAGCUGGAGAUCCGUGACAAAGAGAACCGUGAGAGGGUGACUGUCAAACAGAAGGUAGUCCUGCAGCAGGAUCCUCAGCAGGAGAAAGAGUAUUCCAUCCUCAAACUGCAGCUCGAUGAGGAGAAGCACAAACGAACCCUGCUUGAGAAAGAAUUGAACAUUCUCAUUCAGCAGCAGCUCACCCUGGAGAAGAUGGAUGUGAAGGAAAGGGUUGUUCGCACUGAGAAGGUUCAAGUAGAAAGAGACCCAGAGGCCGAGCUUGAGAUCGAGAACCUAAGGAGAACUUUGGAAGAUGAGAAAAGGAGAAGAAAAGAACUUGACCAGGAACUGUCCAUCCUCACCUCCAAACUGUCUGAUAUGGAGUUUUCCAACACUAAGUCGACUAAAGAGCUUGAUUACAUUCGUGAUGAAAGCAACCGCCUACAGCAGGAGAACCAACGGCUACAAAACGAGAUUCGCAAGCUUCGGUCAGAAAUAGAGAUCACCAGCAAAGAAACUCGUCUGAUCACCGAGUCUGCACCAAUACAGGAUGGAAAGAACUUGGAGCUGAGACUUGACUCGCUUCAGAGGGAACUUUCAGAGCUAAGAGACGUAACGAGCCAGAAGGACGAGGAGAUUGAAAAGCUUAAGAAGAACCUGUCAGCGGUGAGAAUGAGGAGAGAACAACGAGAGAGCCAUCUCCGCAGGUCCAUUGUUGUCAUUGAUCCAGACACUGGAAGAGAGAUGAGGCCUGAAGAGGCAUACAAACAAGGGCUGAUCGACUGGAAGAUGUUUGUCAACCUGCAGGGCCAGGAGUGUGACUGGGAGGAGAUCACAGUCAAGGGUCCGAACGGAGAAUCAUCUGUGCUUCAUGACAGAAAGUCAGGGAAGAAGUUCUCCAUCGAUGAGGCCCUGCGUACGGGGAACAUCACAAGCCGCCAGCUCCAGCAGUAUGAAGAUAAAGAAAUAUCCAUCCAGGAGUUUGGUGUUCUGGUGUCGGGGAAAAAGAAGUGAACAUUGUUCAAAUUGUAUUUAUUUGCCUAUGCAUGUCCAGCUUUGAUCCACUAUCACUAAUGAGAUUAUGGUAAAACCACUGGGAGUUCUUCUCCAGCUUAGCUUUAAGUCCUUUCAGGUGGACAGCAUUUCUUCAUUUGGUCAUGUGAUUACGGGACGUUGAUGAUUUAUGGGUGUUUGCAGGGUUAGCUGAUGUGUGCUCGGAAAGCUUCAAUAAAUAUCAGUGAUUGUG
Nothobranchius furzeri (turquoise killifish) is the source of this 5677-nucleotide messenger RNA. It is a transcript of the gene ppl, whose product is annotated as periplakin. Gene Ontology annotation, cellular component: membrane; cytoskeleton; intermediate filament. Gene Ontology annotation, biological process: wound healing; intermediate filament cytoskeleton organization. The record is from RefSeq and is a predicted model, not a curated record. Lineage: Eukaryota; Metazoa; Chordata; Actinopteri; Cyprinodontiformes; Nothobranchiidae. Gene Ontology annotation, molecular function: structural molecule activity; cadherin binding.